Aedes albopictus (Asian tiger mosquito) is the source of this 3462-nucleotide messenger RNA. RefSeq names its product mucin-5AC-like. Gene Ontology annotation, molecular function: chitin binding. The record is from RefSeq and is a predicted model, not a curated record. The coding region runs from base 631 to 2928 and encodes 765 amino acids. Lineage: Eukaryota; Metazoa; Arthropoda; Insecta; Diptera; Culicidae. Gene Ontology annotation, cellular component: extracellular region. The transcript is spliced from 6 exons.
GUGACUUCCAGACCCCAGACGGCAAUCAGCAAAGUUCAGUUUCAAUCAAAUCCUCCCCGAAAACGGUCGUGCACGGAAUCGAUUCGCGGUGUUCGCCAGUGUUCUUAUACAGUAGUGUGACUCGGACGCGUGUGCAGUAAUAACAGCUUGCGUUGAUCAUCAUCACAUUCGUCGGUCUCCGCCGGAUUAGAAGGACCGUCAAAAGUGUUCGUUCUUAGAAAAGGCUAAGGGAAGAUCUACGUCAGUUUGGAGACGACUGCCUGCGACGGCGACGUCAGUUGGGGUGCAUUAUAGUUUGUGUUUCGAUGACGAGGGCAGCGCAACGCAUUGGGUGAUUGGUGAUGGGGAUGUGAGGACCACGCUUCGGUGGGAGUCUUUGAAACGCGUGACGCAGCUAGGCGCGUGUAGUGUGUAGCGCCUUCGUAGGGAUUAUUUGCGCGCGCGUGGGAUUGGCGAAGGAACCUCCGAAAGGAAACCGAAAUAAACAGAAACCGUUUUGCAUGUGCUCAGCUGUGAUAAUUGGGGUUUAAGUGAAAACAUCAUUUGGGGACGCUUUGUGGUGAUUUGCGUGAGGUGUUGUGUAACAUUUGUCGUCGCCGUAGGAGGUGUGUUUGACAGUGAGCUGACAUAAUGGCGACCGUGACGUCGAGGUUGCGAUUUGGAGCGCUUUUAGGGACGCUGCUGCUGGUGGUAACGAUGGUUGGCGCUCAGGAAUCAUCAUCACAGCAACGGCCCCAGGUGCUCAGCAACGAUGGUUCGUUCAAGUUUGCCGCCAAGACGAGUUUUUCCUGCAGUGGACGUGCCGCCGGAUACUACGCGGACGUUGAAACGGGCUGUCAGAUCUACCACAUGUGUGACGGAUUGGGACGUCAGUUUAGCUACGCUUGUCCAAAUACGACUUUGUUCCAGCAGCGGAUGCUGAUCUGCGACCAUUGGUACAUGGUGAACUGCUCCAAGGCUGAGAGCAAUUACGCGGCCAAUUUGCUGAUUGGUCAACGCGAUAAACCGUUUGUGACGGAUGACGAGAAUGAACUUCGAACGCCACGACCUGAUCUGCUGGAUACCCCUUACGCGGCUGGAUUCAAUAUGGAUGCAUUCAAAUACAAUUACUUCAAGACAAAUACACAAGCCCCUCAAAACGCCAUACCAGCGAAUGGAAAGAAUUCGGGCAAGAAUCCAACCGUCAAGCCGAAACAAACGACAAGCGAGAUCUUUGAAGAAAGUGCUAGUAAUCACGGCCUACCGAUCCAUUGGAGUACGCGGUAUGCUAAGGAAGACGAUGACAAGGAACGUAAGGACGAAAAACAGGAAUUGGAUGCACCAUUGAGCACUGCCAUUCCAUUGAGCACUGAGGAGGUGCACUUACAAGGCAACAAAGUCAACGGACGCCGGGAUGUAAAAGAAGGUGAAAGCAAAACUCAGGCUACUGUCACAGAGAAGCUGCCCAGUAGAGUUGAGGAAGCUGCCAGUAACAACAAUCAGGUCAACGUCAAAGUGCCGUCCAUUCGAUAUGAACCGCCGUUUACUCCAGAAGAGCAAGUCAAACGAGGAGGCAAUGGAAAGGAAUCAUUGGGAGCUGGAUUCAAGCCCUUCGAAUCUAUCUUGAAUUUUAACAAGAAAGGUAACCGAAAGGACUACGAUUUCUCCAACUUUUUCGGACGAAACGAAAGCAUCCGAAAUACGGCUCCAACACAAGCCCCAACUCCGGCAGCAACGACAACUCCAAGAACCGUUCCUUCUAGCACCACCAGAUUCUUCAGCAGCUCGUCGACAACGCCUUCCCGUCCAACAGCCAGAUUUACGACAACUCCACGCCAGACUGCCUUCGUAACAUCUCCUAGUACGACCAGUAAGCCUAUUACUAUCGUUGUCACGGACUUGCAACCGCCGCAGCUGAACCCAGCCCAGUUUUCCACCAGAACAGGACCAGCUUUCCGCCCAUCUGUUCCAACCACAGCUCCAAGGGGCACCUUCUCCACGGUCACAACCACGACGACUACCCCUAGACCUGUCCUACCACUGUCCGAUCCCCGUCAAUCGAAUCGCGCACCAACCACGAUCCACUUCAACCCUCCAGCAGCUACAGCUGGCUUGUUCGAGAAUCGCUUUGCUUUGCAACGACCACCGGUAACGUCCAAGGUCCCGGUUCCAGCCCGCGACCUCCUGCCGCCAUAUCAAAACGUCGCCAAUUUCGAUAAGAUCAAGAAUCGCUUCGUCAGUGAAGCAAUCUUCACUCGCCAGCCCAUCACUAACGAACCUUCCAGUGGGCCCAUCAAAUCCGGAAUCGAUAAGCUCCAGGGCGACGCUCAAAUACAAGUUCGUAACGACAACGUACCUCGGCCCUUCAGUGUUCCAACUCCGGCCAACGACCUCCUGCCCCCGAAGAAGGAAUAUGUAUUCUACGACGACGCCACCACCAAAGGACCCCCAAUCUACUACCAAUGGAAGUGGUCCAUCCCAUCCUUCGGUCUCGAACCACCCCUAGACGCGCCUUUAUCCGAUGAAGAGAAGUUGCUCACUCAGCUGAACCCCGCGGCCCAAGACUUACCCGACUCGAACCGCGAACACAAUCAAACGGCUCGCUCGAUUUCCUCCGAAACGGGAAACGCCGGCGAGAACCCUCCAACCAGCAACGCGAUCGCUGAAGCCAACAAACGCAAAAUCCAACCGCCGACUCACAACUACCUUGAACUUCGCAAACAACUGGCCAUCCCCGAUUUCACCUUCCCGCUGGAAAGUGCCGGCACAGCCCAAAGCAUCUACGAACAGGACGGAGCGGUCAACUCGUUCCAGAUCAAAAUCCCUGCCUACGCUCGCAGCGAUGACGACAGUAGGGCCUGGUACGGCGAAAACGCCAAGUGCCCCCAGUGUCACCCGGCGUUCAUGAGGCCCGGCACUUGCGAACCGUGCAUCAAAAUCCGGAGAUGAACACCCGAAAUCCUCUUUCCACCCGAUUUUCGGUGAUUCCCUUGUCCUAGUCCCAUCCCCUUCCCAUCUUCGAAUUAGUUUUUUGUUGGUAAGCUAGCUAAGGUAAACUCCCUGAACGUCCUGAAACCCUAGGAAAUCCCUACAGAACCUGUAUUGCAUUCAUGUAUUUUUAGGUAGAUAAGAUUUGUGACGCACUAACCCCCUCCCGCCCCACAUCGGGAACAAGAAAGGAUCAUUCCGCAGAUCAUGACCUCUUCGGGCACCUAACUUAUUGACCCACCUGGAAGGCCCUCAUUUCAACCACCCUUCACUCUCACCCGAACUGUCAACAGCAGCAGCAACACUAACCUUCGUCAACGCUCAAUCAAGCAAUCUAACUAGCACUUUAACAAACGACAACAGGAAGAGCUCAUGACAAUCUCCGGAAUGAUCUGGGUCCUCCGGGACCGGAGAUUACUACGAAUUUUGUACAUACACCGUCGCCAAGUAAAACCGAAUUGAAGUAUACAAUAAAAAUGUGUGUUGAAAAAAUUA